Molecule: messenger RNA, 393 nt
Organism: Knipowitschia caucasica
Lineage: Eukaryota; Metazoa; Chordata; Actinopteri; Gobiiformes; Gobiidae
Source: the annotation of a GenBank genome assembly
AUGCUGAUGGUGAGAGCUGUGACCGCAGUGGGAGUGAGUCCUUCAGCUGAGGUCUCCAUAAAGACUGCUCCCUGUAGUCCUCCCAGAGACCCCGAGGCCACGGCUGAGUCCACACAGCUGUUCCUGCACUGGAAGAAACCAGCAGAGAUGGGACCCAACGUUACUGUCCUCAAAUACAUGGUGAAUUACGGGCGCACAGAGAAGAAGGUCCGCUGGGAGCAGGUCGAGUCUGGAGGCGAAACUGUGACCAUCUCCAACCUGCAGCCGCAAACAUCGUACACCAUCAGAGUCCUGUGUGAAUGUGGGCCCCAUGGCAAUAGCAAGAAGAGUCAGAGUUAUUGUCAGCACCAAAGCGCCAAGAAGCCCAAAGGAAGACAUCAAACAAUCCUGUGA